UGGAACAGCUGCCGGCCGGGCCCGGCGGAGGCCGGCGCAGGGAGGGAGGAGCCGCCGGGGCCGCGGGGGCGCCGCGAACUGGCCCGGCCACCGUGCGCCCGCGCCGCCGGCCCUCUCCCGGCGCGCCACCUGGGCGCUCCAAGAAGAGGCCAAAGUUUACCGCGGCCGUGAGUUGAAGCCCGCGCCGGGCCGCUGCACUGAGAGCUCCGGGGGCUUCUCUUGCUUCCCGGUAUUGUUUGUAAACUUUGCUUGGCUACCCGGCGACCCCCAACUCGGCGGCAGCCGGGCGCAGACCGCAGAGCCGGGGACGCUGUGCGCAGCGCUCGGGCCAGGCUGGGCGGGCAUGGGCGGGGGCCCGAGCAGGGGUGGACAGCGGGGUCCAGCAACCCGUGCCCGGGAGCGGCGGCUCUGAGGGGCGCGGACCUCCCCGCCAGGGCACUCCCGACGCCACCAUGCAGGGCCCGGGUCCCCGCCUGUGGCUGGUCCUGCAGGUGGUGGGUUCGUGCGCCGCCAUCAGCUCCAUGGACUUGGAGCGUCCGGGAGACAGCAAGUGCCAGCCCAUCGAGAUCCCGAUGUGCAAGGACAUUGGCUACAACAUGACCCGCAUGCCCAACCUGAUGGGCCACGGGAACCAGCGCGAAGCCGCCAUCCAGCUGCACGAGUUCGCGCCGCUUGUGGAAUACGGCUGCCACGGCCACCUCCGCUUCUUCCUGUGCUCCCUGUACGCUCCCAUGUGCACCGAGCAAGUCUCCACCCCCAUCCCCGCCUGCCGGGUCAUGUGCGAGCAGGCCCGGCUCAAGUGCUCGCCCAUCAUGGAGCAGUUCAACUUCAAGUGGCCCGACUCCCUAGACUGCAGCAAACUUCCCAACAAGAAUGACCCCAACUACCUGUGCAUGGAGGCGCCAAGCAACGGCUCCGACGAGCCCACGCGGGGCUCGGGCAUGUUCCCGCCGCUCUUCAGGCCACAGCGGCCCCACGGCGCUCAGGAGCACCAGCUGAAGGACGGGGGACCUGGGCGCAGCGGCUGCGACAACCCGGGCAAGUUCCACCACGUGGAGAAGAGCGCGUCCUGCGCGCCGCUCUGCACGCCGGGCGUGGACGUGUACUGGAGCCGCGAUGACAAGCGCUUCGCCGUGGUCUGGCUGGCCAUCUGGUCUGUGCUGUGCUUCCUCUCCAGCGCCUUCACCGUGCUCACCUUCCUGGUCGACCCGGCCCGCUUCCGGUACCCCGAGCGCCCCAUCAUCUUCCUCUCCAUGUGCUACUGCGUCUACUCGGCGGGCUACAUCAUCCGCCUCUUCGCCGGCGCCGAGAGCAUCGCCUGCGACCGCGACAGCGGGCAGCUCUACGUCAUCCAGGAGGGGCUGGAGAGCACGGGCUGCACCCUGGUCUUCCUGGUCCUCUACUACUUCGGGAUGGCCAGCUCGCUGUGGUGGGUGGUCCUCACGCUCACUUGGUUCCUGGCCGCAGGCAAGAAGUGGGGCCACGAGGCCAUCGAAGCCAACAGCAGCUACUUCCACCUGGCUGCCUGGGCCAUCCCGGCGGUGAAGACCAUCCUCAUCCUCGUGCUGCGCCGGGUGGCGGGCGACGAGCUCACCGGCGUCUGCUACGUGGGCAGCAUGGACGUGAACGCACUCACCGGCUUCGUCCUGGUCCCGCUGGCCUGCUACCUCACCGUGGGCACCUCCUUCCUGCUCUCGGGCUUCGUGGCGCUUUUCCACAUCCGGAGGGUGAUGAAGACGGGCGGGGAAAACACGGACAAGCUGGAGAAGCUUAUGGUGAGGAUCGGGGUCUUCUCGGUCCUCUACACCGUGCCGGCCACCUGUGUGAUCGCCUGUUACUUUUACGAACGCCUCAACAUGGAUUAUUGGAAGGUCCUGGCGGCGCAGCACAAGUGCAAAAUGAACAACCAGACGAAAAACUUGGACUGCCUGAUGGCCGCCUCCAUCCCCGCUGUGGAGAUCUUCAUGGUGAAGAUCUUCAUGCUCCUGGUGGUGGGCAUCACCAGCGGGGUGUGGAUCUGGACUUCCAAAACGCUGCAGUCCUGGCAGAAUGUUUGCAGCCGCAGGUUGAAAAAGAACAGCCGGAGGAAGCCUGCAAGCGUGAUCACCAGCAGUGGGAUUUACAAAAAAGCCCAGCAUCCCCCAAAAACUCACCUGGGGAAGUAUGAGAUACCCGCCCAGCCUCCCACUUGCGUGUGAACCGGGCUUGCAGGGAAGGAGACCCGGCCGUGGGAGCUUGGGAGCUGAAACAUGGUGCUUUUCAGGAGAAGAGAAGCUCCCGGGUUCAGGAGCCUCUUGUGUAAUCCAUUUGUGGUAAAGUAAUCGAUUCAGCUCUGGAAAGAAAACUUUUAUUUAGAACCUUCCAUUAAUAUACAUCUGUGUAUAUUGGAGUUGGCUUUGCUACUACCAUUUACGAACAAGGGGACAGAUAACUUCUUGGCGAACUAAAGAGCCUCCAAUGGGUUAGCAAAUGAGCUGGGGGGGGGUGGCGCUCAGGAAGGCUGGUCUGUGGGAGGCCGCUUCUGUGCAGACAGAAAGAAAGGGGAUCCUGGGGCCAUCACACUCCAGUGGAUUGGAGUCAUUUACAACAGCCUCCAGCCUCUAGUCUUCACAAAUAGUCUUUCUCUGAGACAGAACCCUCCACCAAACCUAACAUUGGUGAACUCAAACAAUGUGCAAUACAUUUUCCCCCCCUUCCCAUGAAAAAGAAAAACAAGUAUUUUGCUUUAUAUAAAGACAACAAAAGAAAUCUCCUAACAAAAGAACUAAGAGACCCAGCCCUCAGAAACCCUUUAGUACUACAUUUUGUGGCUUUUUAAUGGAAACCAAGCCAAUGUUAUACACGUUUGGGCUGAUUUGUGGAAAGGAAAGGGGAGAAGAGGAGAAGGAUCUUUCAAAAGUACCCAAAAGGCUUAUUGACUUUCCAUUGUGAAAUAAAUGAUUUCCAUGAACCCAUCCAGAAGCACUAGGUCAGCAAAGACAAACUCUGUGUCAUGUACUCUCUCUUACAAGACCAGGACAGAAUGGUUUCUCCUUGUAUAUAUUUGUAAUAUACAAUAUUUUUCAUGCUCCACUAUUUUAUUAAAAAUAAAAUGUGUUCUUUAGUUUGCUGCU
This is a messenger RNA of Nycticebus coucang (slow loris), 3113 nucleotides long. It is a transcript of the gene FZD10, whose product is annotated as frizzled class receptor 10. Gene Ontology annotation, biological process: canonical Wnt signaling pathway; non-canonical Wnt signaling pathway. The transcript has 2 exons. Lineage: Eukaryota; Metazoa; Chordata; Mammalia; Primates; Lorisidae. Bases 453 to 2198 code for a protein of 581 amino acids. Gene Ontology annotation, cellular component: plasma membrane. Gene Ontology annotation, molecular function: Wnt-protein binding; Wnt receptor activity. The record is from RefSeq and is a predicted model, not a curated record.